Messenger RNA from Sycon ciliatum, 1346 nucleotides. Its product is annotated as thioredoxin domain-containing protein 9-like. Gene Ontology annotation, cellular component: cytoplasm. Bases 118 to 789 code for a protein of 223 amino acids. The transcript has a single exon. NCBI's taxonomy places the organism in Eukaryota, Metazoa, Porifera, Calcarea, Leucosolenida, Sycettidae. The record is from RefSeq and is a predicted model, not a curated record.
UCGUUGAUCUGCUGAGCUCAUGAGCUCAUCUGUGUUUCGCAAUUCGGGCUGUUUCUUUAUCUUUCAUCUCAACUCAGAUUGCUUGUUUUGAACACCUUUCUCCUCCUCGAGACAGCUAUGGCGGCGAAUAUGGAGCAAGUAGUGGCCAAGCAAGUGGUCCAGGUGGCAGAGGCCAUGGAGGCUGAGCUCGACCGUGAAAUCGAGAAGCUAGACAAAAUGGAUGAUGAUGACUUGGAGACGAUACGUCAGAAAAGGCUACAGCAGCUGAAGAAAGAGACUGACCAGAGACGAGAGUGGAUGCAGAAAGGACACGGUGAGUAUAAAGAAAUAGCUAGCGAGAAGGAGUUCUUUGGUGAGACGAAGAACUCUCCCCGUCUCGUCAUCCACUUCUAUCGACCCACUACUCAAAGAUGUGAUAUUGUGGACAAGCAUUUGAAAAUACUAGCACAAAAGCACUUGGAAGCCAAAUUCGUGAAACUGAAUGCAGAGAAGUCACCGUUCCUAACUGAGCGUUUAAACAUCAGGGUUAUACCAACCAUCUUGACCUUCAAGGAUUCUGUAACGAAUGACCGCAUCACUGGUUUCGAUGAGCUAGGCGGCACGGAUGAUUUCUCGACGGAAAUGCUUGAAUGGCGACUGGGCAAAAGGGGCUCAAUCAACUACAAAGGGCCUGCCGAACCACCAGCAAGCAGCGGCGCUGCCCGUAAGAAGCAUAUUACUGUGCUGAAGGGCAGCAGGCGGGCAAUCCGUGAUUCCGACUCUGAAGGCAGUGAGGAAGAUGAUCUGUAAAAUAUGCACUUUGACAAAUGGGAUUUUAGGACAGACAUUUCCAGUUCUCCUCUUGACAAUAUGAAAAUGCUGGUGACAUCAUUAUUCUGGACCCUACUUUUAAAACUCUGUACCUCAUCUCACUCUUCCAUGUUUGGAUACUGGGUUUUUUAUAUUCUGUUUUGUAUUUUUAAAUUGAUAUGAUAACAAAGUUUAUUGCACUUUCCUCUUUCCUUACUUUUUUCAUCAGUCAGCCAUAUGUUCUCAUGAAACACACAACUCUACUGUAUAUAACACAUAUUAUGCUCAUUUAGUGUUUUGUAGUUUUUUUCGUUUAUUCUAGAAUGAGCUUGUUUGAAUUCAGGACGGUCCAUGGCAAAGUCUAUGCUAGGUUUUGUAGUUUUAUUUCAUGGUGUUUUCAUUCUUGGUUUAUAGAGAUACUGUACUGUUCUUACUGGUAACCGUAUUGUAGUGUUAUGCUGCAGUGGUGACAGUCUGCACUUCACACUUGCAGUCAAGUAGCAGAUAUUGGUCAUAGAAAACUACACGUGUGAGAAUCAAUUCUUCCUAUCAGUGCC